CCUCGUCUGUGAUCUAUCCUUAUACCCCAUCUGUGAUUUUACAUUGCUUGUUAAGUCUACUUUUAUACCUGAUCUGUGGUGGUACACAGAAGAAUUGAUAACAUUACUAUAAAUUGUCAUUAAUCUUUAUUUACAAUUGUUCAGUAAAUGAAUAUUUGUCUUUGUUAUUGCAUCAAGAAACAUCGUUUCGACCAAAGAACUGUCGCCUUAGAAACUUUCGGAAAAAGAAUGUAUACAGAUUUUAGUAAAUAUCAAUGACAUUUGAAUGAGACAAUUAAUUCAUUGCAUUUAAUUGGUCCAAACACGAUUUAUUGUAAUAAUGAAUUUAUAAAAUACUGAAGUAUAAUCUUUAUAAAGUAAACUGAAAUUUAUUCCUUAAGUUCUAGAAGUUAUUCACAACUACUGUACAUUUAAUUUACUAGUUUUUGAAAGAUGUCAUUGUUCUAUAAUUAUUCAUUUGUUUUAAGUCUAAUUAUAAAACUCCGAAUAAAAUAUUACAGUAUAUUACAAACACGAAUUUUAACAUGAAUUUACUUUAUGUUGAAAAAAUAAGCGCAUUGCAUUACAGCUUCUAUUCUUGCUACAAUCAUUAAAUUAUUACGUAGUAAUCAAUGAGGUUAGACGAAAGCUCCUCAAAUUGAUAUAUUGUUGGUUUAAUAUUAUUUAAUUGUUAUGCGACUAGACACAAAUAAGUGACCAGUAUUGGGUAAAAGAACUAUUAACAGAUCGCAGGAUAUUAACUAAUGAAAAAAAAAGAAUUGCAAAAACAAACUAUUAAUUGAUAGAAUACUAAAAAAGCAAGCGUAAAUGUUUGAAAUUUAAAUGGAAUAUAAUAUAAAUAAUUUAACAUACAAAAUUAGUUGAUUAUUAGUAAAUUAAAUAACAUAUCAUAGUAUAAGUAAAAAUGUUACUUUUUGUGGUGUUCUGCAGGAGAUAAACACUUGUGUCUGUAAUGCCUCAUUCAGGGGUGUAACAAAUUUAAAGUCAGGCAUAGCAGACUGAUUAGUUGGUAGGCUUGGAACUAAUAUGGUGGAUUUUAAGCGCAUGUCAAACUAAACGUUUAUUGUUAGUUCGAGUAUUUGUAAAGGGAUAUAUUUUUACUCGUUUAAAAUGAAAGAAAUAAAUUAAUACGGUUAUUAGACGAUACACUAUAUAUAAAUUUUACCCAAUAUACAUUGUGAAAAUAUGGCAGAAUCUGUUGGACCAAUACUUCAUGUGAUUGUCAUCGGAUUUCAUCAUAAAAAAGGAUGUCAGGUCGAAUAUUCAUUUCCUUCGUUGGUGCCAGGGGCUCCAAAUGAAUGUCCAUUAGGUUGGAAAUAUUUACCAACCUUAGCUUUACCAGAUGGAUCUCACAAUUACGAUGAAGAUACAGUAUAUUUUCAUUUACCUAGCUUAAAUGAUGCAAAACGCACAAUAUAUGGUAUUUCAUGCUUUAGACAAAUUCCAGUUGAGAAAUUAAAAAAUCGCACUUCUGAUAUAACCAGAGGAACAGUUCAAAAAUCUGUUUGUGUACUAAGUACAUUACCAUUGUAUGGUCACAUUCAAGUUAAAAUGGCAUUAAUAACACAUGCUUAUUUUGAAGAAGGUGACUUCAGUAAAGUAUCAUUAUUAGAAGAUACUUAUCAUCACCUUAAUUCUUGUAUGAGUAGUGAAAGUCAAAUACCACCUCAAGUAUUUGUUGGGUUAUCUGCAAGAGAUUUAAUUUUGCAGUUUCGUCAUAAAGUUAUUUUAUUAUUUAAAUUACUUCUAUUAGAGAAAAAAAUAGUGUUUUAUCAGUCACCAGUACAACCAUUAUGUGUAGCAAUAUUGACAUUACUUUCACUAUUUCCUGGUAUGAUUGAAAAUGGUCUACAACAAGCUGCAUAUGUUAGGCCAUCUAGACCCAUGUCUCCUAUACCUACAUUUGAUGAAGAAGAAAUGUCAGUACAUACCAUUGACAACAACAUAUGUUCUAUAAAUUCCAUUAAAGAUAACAUGUCAGACACAGUGAAAGAACAUAUUAAUGGUAAUUCGAAUAAUCAUUCAGUGUGUAUAAAUGAUAAUAAAACUGUUGAAACUAUGGAAGGUAAAUGCAUGGAUGAAUUCAGAAGCUUGAAUCUGCAGAAGAAUAAUAACGAAAAUGAAAAUUUAAAUAUGAAAGUUAUCGAAGUUGAAUCUGCACAAGAAUGUACUGAGUCAUAUGCAGAGGAAAAUAAUACAAUGUAUUCUAGAAAACCAAAUGACUAUGUACACAAAGUACAAAGUAUAAAUACAAUUACGUUAGGUACAACAGAUACAGACAAUACUUUACCACGUGACACAAGUAACGACGCACUUUCAGAUGCUCGUUUGACAAAUAAUAUUACUCAGAUUGCUCAUAUAAAUCCAGAACUUUGUGGCUUACCUCUAAAUCUCUUUACAAAGGGCUAUUUAUGUUUGCCAUAUUUAUCAUUACCAUAUCUGGAUCUUUUGGCAGAUGUCAAUGUUAGAGGAUAUAUAGUGGGAGUGACAAAUGUUCUAUUUAAACAAAAAAAACAACUUAUUGAUGUAUUAGUAGAGGUUGAAAGUAUGCGGAUAGAAACAACUGAUCCAGAAUUGAGAAGGCAAUUACACCUUACAACAGAGGAUCUUAGAUUUGCUGAUUAUAUAGUUCGACAUGUGGCAGAGCCACGUAAAGAUAUUUUUUUGGAUGGUGUAGGAUGGGAAGGUGGAGAUGAAUGGAUCAGAACUCAAUUUCGUGUCUACUUACUGAGUAUGUUGCGAACAUCUAUGCAACAAGAUACUCGUCAAUCUGAUCAUUAUAAUUCUGCAUUUAUUACUGCUUGGCGUACAACAAAUAACUAUAAAAUGUGGUGCACUUCUAAUAAACCAGAAAUAAAUAAUAUAGAACCUGGUCAUCCAUUUGCGGGUCAAUUAUCAGUCCAAGAUAUGAAAUUACGGUUAUCACAUACAAUGCAAAAUACAGAAAGUGGUAGAAAAUUAAAUCAAGCAAUGGCAUCAACUGGAAGAGCUGUUGCAACAACAGGAAAAGCCGUAGGUGGCGCACUUUCACAAGCAAAAGGAGCUUUUUCUAACUGGUGGAGCACAUUAACUACUGUUCAACCAAUUGAAGAGGGAAAAGCUGACAAUCAAACUCCAAAUAUACAUCAAACAUUUUCAAAUAUAACUAAUAAAACUACUAUACAAGAUGAAGAAAUGAACGUGUCUACUAAUAACACAAGUUUAGAAGUUGUCGUAGAUUAAUACAGAAAACAGCAGUUUUAAUCGCUUAUUGCAGCGAUUAGGAAAAACUUUUUUGAUAUGUAAAAAAGUGAUAUGAUACCUACCAUAUUAAUAAAUACCUUUGGUAGAGAAAGGAUAAUUUAUGUAAGAUGUUGAUGUAUAAAACAAGAAAGUUAAUUACAUCUGAAAAACACUUCAGGUAAGAAAUUAAAUAAUUGCAAAAUGAAUAGCGUACUUAAAAUAGAGCUUAAACGAUUUAAUAUGUGAUAGCAUAGAAAAGAAGUAAUAUAAAGUCUCUAGUAACAUUUCAUAUUAAUAAUUUACAUGUAAUAUGCUCUGAUUAUUCUAUUUUCAAAUUAGAAAAAUAAAUUUUAUUCUAUCAACCCUUUUGCUGCGGACAUGAAAUUCGAUAAACCGCGGACAUUAAGUAUUCAUUGCGUCUACCCUUAAAAGUAACGAACUAUUUUUGAUGAAGUUGAAGAUAUAAAAAAAAAUUCAAUGAAAAUUAAGUGCUACAAGGGACACAAAUUUUGUCUGAGACAAAUUUUUUAAUAUAUUAUUAAUUUAAAAAAAGACAAAGGUCAAGUUUCGUCUUUUAUAUAGAAUUAUAUAUUUUUUGUUAACUUGUUCAAAUGCAAAUUCAAUAAUCUAUAAAAUGCAGGAUUGACCACGUGACAUCUAUCAUAAUUUUUCAAUCAUUUCCAGCGAUUUGAUGAAAAAAUGUUUUACACAAAAGUUAAUCAGUUUUUAGUCAGCUAUAAACUGCAUUAAAAAAAAAUUCGACGCGCUCACAUAUAUAAAAUUCACUGUAGUAGUAACAAAAGAAAGAGUUAUUCAAAACAUCAAUUUUUAUCAACAUUUGUCAAUCUUACGAAAAUAGGUAACGGUGAUCAAGGACUAUACUAUUACCCGAACAUUUCUUCAUCAAAUCACUGGAAAUACUAAAAAAAUUACAGUAAAUAUUAUGUGGUACACCCUGGAUACAUUGAUUGAGAAAAUGUAACAAAAUUUUAUUAGUAGGAAAUAUCCACUAUGGUGUAGAUCAAAGGUGUCACUCUUCUUGGUGUUACCAUAGAGUUUUGUGGUGGUUGCGGGUUGUUGGGGGAUGCUCGCUGAUGAUGAAUGCGGUAGUGGAAGGGGUAAAAGGUGGAGAAAAGACUUCUUCCGGCUUCACUGAUCGCACAGUCUAGUCGACAAGAGUUACCUUCUCCAUACCUAUUUUCCCCUUCUCUUCCAGCUAUUCGUAAACGAAACAGACUUAGACAUUUUACCAUAUAUACAGGGUGUUUCUCAAUUAUAACGCACAAAUGAUAGGGCGUAUAUAACUCACUAAACUAAGUAAACAAACCCGAGUAAACAUAAAUCUGAAACUCAAUAAUUUUCGACAUAAAAAUUUGUUUUAUUUAAGAAAAAAUGUAUGGCGACCGAAUCAAGAACAACGAAUCAGUGAUACGAGCAAAUAUGUGAAACAAAAGUUACAGGGUAUAAAACACUACAUAUCACGGCGGGAGGUAUUUUACCGCGACGUGAUCAUAAUACGUCCUGCAAAGGUCAUGUUAUAAUUUUUAAAUUAAACCCUAUACUUUCUAUUCCAUAUUUUUCAAACCUACAUUCAAACUUUCUAAAUCAUAGAAAUUACAUUUUUUGCCUAAGUCGCUAUCAAGAUAUCAGCAUCCAAAGUUGCCGGUUCGCCGAUAGCGAUAGUAGCCGACGGUAUGUAGUGAGAUGUAGUAUUUUAUACCCUGUAAUUUUUGUUUGACAUAUUUGUUGUAUGACUGAUAUUUUUCGAGAUAAUUCGGUGUUCCUAAUUCAAUCCCCGUGUAUUUUUUUCAAACAAAACCUAUUUUUAUCUCGAAAACUAUUAAGUUUACAACCCAUGUUUACAGGGGAGUUUUACUCAUUUUAAUGAGUUGUAUACGCCCUAUCAUUUGUACGUUAGUUCAUGGUGGGAGUAUCGACUAACUGAGAGUUAGAUAUGGGUAACUCCUAAAGUACAAAUAGUAAAAAAACCGCUGAUUGAAAGUUAUUACGAAGUUUAAAGAGAAGCAGUUCGACACUCCUGGUGUAAAAAUAAGUCAAGGGUAUACACAUAUAUAUAUAUAUUUUGAUGGGCAUAAUUAUAUUUUUUUGGUUUUCUGUAAUUUGUACUUGAGAUCUGUUAUUUUUGUUUGCGUAAAAAUGCUGUUACACGACUGGAUAAAGCUCUCACAUUUUAUUUAUUGUUGUUUUUAGUUGAGGGAAGAAAUUGUGGGAUAUAAAAGAAAGACUUCAUUGGCAGCAUGAAGACCAAAAUUUUUCUAAUAAUAAAUGACAACGGUAUUGCAACUUACUAUUACAAUUUUCAUCGUUGUAAUUUAAGGUUAAAUAAAUGAUUUUUCACAACUGAACUUACAGUUUUAUUCAACCACGAAACAGCAUUUUUUCAAAUAAUCUUAAUAAGUUAUUAAUCAAAUAGGCACUGGAAAAAAUAAUUUUAGAGUAUCAUUUGUCAUGUAUUUUAACAUACCUAUACUAAAUAAAAAUAAGGGAUUUCAAGUACAAAGUACAGAAAAAUAAAAAAAUCGGGUCAGCUUAAUUAUACAGUGUGUUCCUGCGAACUGAGAACACCUAAUUUUCUUAAAAAAUAUCGGUGACAUGAUUCUUCGUGUUUCUCUGUUUCAGACAAAAGCUAUAGAGUAUUAAGUGCUAUAUAUCAUGUUUUCACUUGUUUGACCUUAAUAUGACCUUAAAUCGCCUUGCAAAUAUCACAUUAAUAUUAUUAAAUGGAAACGUAUUUUUUUUUUAUUACAUAUUCUUACAGCUAAUGUCGAAACGUUUUCAAAACACUAAUAACGUUAUGUUUACUUAAAUUGUUGUUGAUAUAUAAACAUUCAAAUUUUAUAUGUCCCUGCUGACAUUAACGUUAUCCAAUGUACACUGUGAGAAGAUUGCGCACUCGGGUUUUAUACGUUAUAAUGGCUCUUAAAAAGGCUGAUACAUAAAAAGUGUAUGUGUUUGUAAUGUAUUUGUAUGUGUGUUUAGUCACCUACAUUGUAAGAGUUCACUGUCUGACGUUGUUUACAAAUACGCGUUCGUUUAUCAAAAACUUCGAUUGGCCUUUUUCUCCAAGGUGCAGAUCGGAUAACACUAAUGCCAGCAGUAACAUAUAAAAUUUAAACGUUUAUAUCUUAACAAAAAUUUAAGUAAAAAUAAGGUUAUUAUAGCUCUUCGGAAACGUCUCGACGUCAGCUAUAAGAAUAUUUAAUAAAAAAUAUAUGGUGUUAUUUAAAAACUAUAGCGUGAUAAUUGCAGGGUGGUCCAAGGUCAUCUCAAGGUCAAACUAAUAAAAACAUAUAUGUAGCACUUAAUACUCUAUAGCUUUGGUCUCAGAUGCUUCUUUAUAUCACCCAUAUUUUUGAGAAAAAGAGAUAUUCUCAGCUCGCAAAAACACACUGUGUGUAUAUAUACGCAGUAUAUCCUACUUAUCUGAGAACCCCAAACUAUUUAGGAAGCUAUGAAUGAUACGAAAAAAUGUUUCAGUUGAAAGUUGUAGGAUAUAAAGAGACAAUUAUGUUCCCAGACGUUUUCAAAGCACUUGACACUAACUGAGUUUACAGAACGCGUCAAUUUGACGGAUAUUAAAUCUUAUAAAUAUUGUUUGGUAAAUGUUUACAUCGAUUUUGAUCGAUGCAAUUACACGAAUAUGUAUCUCAAUUGUUUAUUUUACGUAAACCUAGUCUUAAACUUGUUAUAUUGGCAUAAUUCAUUAUAAAGAAAUCUGCAUUUAUAUUUGACGUGCUGCACAGUGCGGAAAAAUGGCCGCCUUUUGAAUAAAAUUUAAUAACUUUUAUAAUUUCAAUAGCAGAGACAUGAAACAAACGGGGUUCUUAUUGUUUUAAUAUGCACCAUAAUUUGCAUUAGUAAAGUUUAAUUAUCGUUUAUAAUUUGACUUUGAAGUGGUUUAUUUAUGAUAAAAAAAUAACAAAAUUGUGCAAAUGUUAAAAAAUCGUAUUUUAUAUUCAUUUUAAAUUUCAUUUAAAUGUGCAUUACAAUUAGACAUACCAUAUUCAUCAUUCAUGAUAAAAAUUAUUUUAUAGAAAUGUUUUUUGUUUGUGGAACAACAUGAAGAAAUUUUGUUGUCAAAUAUGAUUAUUUAGACAUUUCAACGUAAGUUGAACAUAGUUUUGUUUCGAUGUUGAACUAUAACUUUUUCGACUUUCGUCCACGGUUUGCCGUACUGUACACUACCGUUAUUAAUGUUACUGAUGUUUGUACACCGCGGUGAGAUUACUCAGUCGGACGAUGUUUGUAUCGGUACAACUGUUUAUGCGAAAAUAACAAAUUUGUAGUUUCUUGAAAUUGUGUUAACGUACAAAAUCUUUUGUAUCUUGAAGACAGAUCAUUUAUAUUUCGGCCUAUGUUCACCAAGACUUUUUUACUCGAUACAAUGUAUCUUAUUCAUCGUACAAAAAUUGCAAUACUUUAUUUAGACAUUUUGCAUAAAUAAAUUUGUGUCACUUUGAGUUAGAUAUACGCCUAAUAGUGAAUUUUAGACGUUAGUUAACACUUCAUACUUGUGUUGCUUCACAUUUGUGUUGCAUUGCUCUUUUCAAUUAUCGAACUAGUUUACUGCUCUUUAGAAUUCGUAGCAUCUUAUUGUUUUCAUGUUAAGCCCAGGUUCAUUUUAAAGCGUGAAACCUCUACCUUCAGAACCCUCAAUAUAUAAGUUUCUUCCAUACAGAAAGAUCACGCAUACAGCGAAAGAUCUCUAUUGUCCCUGUAUCGUCUCGCUCGCCUUCUUUUAUGCAACGGACGGUAUAUAUAGCAUGUUAAAAAAGAUCAUAAAAUAUUUAUGAUCGGUUACUUCUUGAUGUGCAGUGGCAUGCUGUUCCCGACUGUAGUCAACAACAUCCCGCUUAUAAUUGCGCACUGUAAUCUCUCCGACUAGUUUCUAAUAUAUCAACAUCCAUCGAUUUUAAUGAUUUUUAAUAUGUUGUUAGGGGCAUGAUUUUUGGACAACUUUUUCCUUAAGCAAAAUGCACGGAAACCUCUAGUUUCCGAGACAAUUGCGAAAAACAUUCACCAAAAUUACAUUGAAUACUGUUGAUAUAUUAGAUUUUUCUCAUCUCUCUCGUUUAUAUAUUGAACAUACAAAAUGCAAGAGAUAUUGUUUAUAGUAUAAACUUUAUACGAACAAAUGCCUGACAUAAAAUAUUUCAGAUAUCUGCUACGAUCAGGCGUCACUCUGCUCACAUAUCCUCGUAGCUUUCCCUCUGCACCCUACAAAUGUAGUUUCUUGCUAUGACUCCUUAAUGUAGAUGCAUAUAUGUUCUAAGUCAGCAUACUGUCUUAGUUGGAUUGUGAGAUGAUUAAUGAACAUUAAUUUUUUUCCUGUUAACCAUAAGUAUUCACAGUUGAAGUAACACAUCUUUCUUCAUAAAACGCUAGGAUCGAAGAAUCGUCCAGCUUCGACUACCAGGUCCUUAUAUCGUCUGUAAAGGUAUUGUUCAAAUUGUUCAAAUCGAUAAAGUCUUGAACAGGAUCAGAUAGUAAAAUCCACGAGGCUUGACUGAUCGGUAAAGAAAAUCGAAAUUGUUUGUGCUCUAAAGUCAUAGAACAUGUAAUUUUGAUUAGAGAUUAAUUGUGAAGAAACAUCUCUGAUAACAAUCUCUGUAAGUUCCCUGUCCAUUAACCCUAUUCUGUCAUCCUGCGAAUUGUACAACUUCGUUGACAUAAGAUCGGAUAGUGUUGAUGUAUUAUUGGGGGGAGGGAAUACAUUUCAGGAUCCAAAUUAAGUUUGCCCUAGCUUAAUUUCUAUCUUCUAGGGUAUCUUUCCUGGAUGUCCUUAAGACCUUAUGAACUCAUCAUAGGCUAGAGUGCAAAUUCGUUCAUCAUCGCGAAUGCCCUCUACCAAAGUCUUAGCCACAACUGGUUUCAUCAUCUAGGUGAGGAAUGCCUGAGCAGGUUGCUCAGUGUAAGGUUCAACGCAUCCUCAAAUAUCACCGAUAAUAAGGAUAACAUCUCAUCCUUGGAUGCUUGUACCAGAUGUUGAAAGUUGGCCACCACACCAGGGUAUUAAUGCAUCCAGUUCAACAUCGACUCAUCACCCUUCUAUUAUUGGUUCAAAGUAUGUCAGGUUACAAGUCUUAAGAACUAUUAGCUUGGUUAUAUUUGCAAUAGUUUUCUAGCAUUCUCGAAAAAUUGUGACUAAGUAUGUUACUUCAGAAAUAGAACAGAAAAAAGUAGUUCAUUAAUGUAUUAAUUCACUUGUUGCAUCUACAUUUAAAAUCUGAUUAGUGAUGCUAUAAAAACAGAAUUUUUUGACAUAAUAAAUCUAUAUACAACAUGAAUUGCUAAUACACACCCAUUUAUGUUCAUUAUUAUAGCAGAAAAAUCAGAACAUAUUACAAAUAUAUUAUUAUAAUAGUUCUUUUUUAGAAGGAAAUAUUUAAAAUAACUUAAGAACAUUUUAUAACUUGUAAUACUUAUACUGUAUUUCAAAUUAGGUAUUUAUAAUGUAUUAUGGUAGUAAAAAGUAGCAUACUGUGAACAGUAAUCAAUAAAAUAUGUAUUUGAUUGAAGUAGGAAAUGCAUUUUUAAAUUAUAUUUUUUUUUCUUGGGUUACUAAAAUACUAAAGUAAUCGUUUUGAUACAAAUUUUACUAACAAACUACAGGUUUAUGCCUUAAAAAAGAAAUAGACUGUCAUCAAUGUGAUAUAGGUUUUAUAAUGCAAUUAAAAUGCAUUACCUACUAAUAGAUUUUAUUUAUUAUAGUAAAAGUUUAUUAUAUGACAUAAUAUUAAGAAGUAUCUAAAUAAUUAAGAAUUAUAUAUAGCAAGCAUAUUAAUCUAUUCCAAAAUAUAAAUAAAUUACCA
Molecule: messenger RNA, 10055 nt
Organism: Nomia melanderi (Alkali bee)
Lineage: Eukaryota; Metazoa; Arthropoda; Insecta; Hymenoptera; Halictidae
Product: late secretory pathway protein AVL9 homolog
Cellular component (GO): cytoplasm
Source: RefSeq, a predicted model, not a curated record